This is a messenger RNA of Talaromyces amestolkiae, 1089 nucleotides long. RefSeq lists its product as uncharacterized. The transcript is spliced from 3 exons. The record is from RefSeq and is a predicted model, not a curated record. Gene Ontology annotation, molecular function: protein phosphatase regulator activity; phosphoprotein phosphatase activity. Gene Ontology annotation, biological process: nuclear envelope organization. The coding region runs from base 1 to 1089 and encodes 362 amino acids. Lineage: Eukaryota; Fungi; Ascomycota; Eurotiomycetes; Eurotiales; Trichocomaceae. Gene Ontology annotation, cellular component: Nem1-Spo7 phosphatase complex.
AUGGCUGCCUCUCGCCUAGAUCAGUUGGUCAAGGGUGCACCGCCGCCAGACGCACAUCUUCCCUUCAACGACGCCCCAGCGCCCUUGCCCAAGUCCUACCUCGAAGGAUCAAAGAUCGAUUCCCGACCUACCACACCAGACCCGCUCUCGACGUUACCCUCGUCGCCGCCGCAGAUAUACCUGAACUUACUUAUACUUGAAAGCUCCUUGCGCGCGCAGUAUCUGGCACUGCGAGAGCGUCGUCGACAAAAUACUUUUUUUCUCCUGCUGCUGGCGUUAUGGGUUGUAUAUUUUUUCUAUGCCUUGUUCAUGCGCCCUAGAGAAGAUGGGAGCGGCGUGGGAGGCUCAGUAUAUUGGAUGGUAGAAACGGCCGAAAAGGUUGCAUUUAUGGGAGGCAUUGUUACUGGAAUUCUGGUCUGGGGUACAGGACAAUGGGAACGAGGGAUGCGAUGGCCUCGGCGCUGGUUCGCCGUUGCUAAUCGAGGCUUAAGGGGAAUGAAUACCAAGAUAGUCUUGAUUCGCGGUCCGUGGUGGAAAGAGCUAUUAUCAUUGCUCUCCUUUAUUUUCCCAUACUCCUCGCUAUUCCAAUCACCGAAGAAUUUUCAAUAUGUUGAGCUACAUUCAUCCGAAAAGCGUGCUGCCAGACAGCACCACUCCGUUCAUGACCACGAUAGCGACUCGGCUUUCAUUGAAGAAGACCUAGCGCCUGGAGUUGGGAUGAAUACCGAGCAGACUACUGGGAGAAAGAGAAUGAAAGACGUGCACUACUCCGCCGAAGAGUUCAGGAGCGAGAACGUCAACGAGCCCGUCAAGAGGGAGGUUGGUUAUGGUGGCUUCCCUUUACCUGGUCACGUCAGCGUAGGCAUGUCCAUACCCAUCACCAACAUCAGCACCAUCGACAAAUGUCUAGUGUUGCCAAGACCCAUGAUGGCCGAGCUCGCCGCAAUACUCGCUCCAACUCACAAUCGCUUCAUACUCGGGGCGCAAAAAAAGCACAAGGCCCUCGAGUUCACGUGGCCCUUCGCCUCUGACUCCUCAAGUGUCUUCGAAACGGGAUUCGACCAUAUCAAUAUCUUCUACGACCUCUGA